Xyrauchen texanus (razorback sucker) is the source of this 5125-nucleotide messenger RNA. Its product is annotated as SAM and SH3 domain-containing protein 1-like. The coding region runs from base 612 to 4586 and encodes 1324 amino acids. NCBI's taxonomy places the organism in Eukaryota, Metazoa, Chordata, Actinopteri, Cypriniformes, Catostomidae. The record is from RefSeq and is a predicted model, not a curated record. Gene Ontology annotation, molecular function: protein binding. The transcript is spliced from 20 exons.
CUUCAGGCUGCACUGACAGAGACCAGGGACGGACGGUGGGCUCGUGAGAUAAGCGCGAAGACCUUUUAAAAUCCACGUGGUGCGUAAAAUUCACGUUUAUUCUUGACACUUCUGCAUGAAUAGAGGAAAUAGACGGAGGGGAAAUGUAGUCUCUAUAGAUGGAUACCAACCAGCACAUCUACUUUUGAUGCAAACAAGAGGAAAACGCUCCUAAUGAAUGGCAAUUUAAACGUGGCGAAAUUUGACUGUGGAGUAUUAUUCUAUGUAAACUGUGGAGGCUAGUUGAAUGUUCUCGACAUAGGUAGUAGCCUAUUAAUAAACGCUAAAGUGCCAAGCUCAGACAAACGGCUGUAACCUUCACGGACUCGUUUUUGUGGUCUCCCAUGGAUAAGUUACUCUUUUUAAAUGCACGUUUCUCCAUAUUAGCGAUUAUUUUAAUUACAUAAUUUUCUUCAAAACAACCCUGAUAUCAAAAACGGCAGAGAGAAGUGAAAGAUGAGCUUGACGUUUUGAUGGAACUAUUUAGGCUACAUAAAGCACGCGUUGGGUGAGUCACCUGCCCAAAAAGGUAAACACGCCUUUACAGAUCUGAGCUUUAAACUCCAUCCAAAAUGAUGACCAACGGACCCAACAUCGUUUACGAAUGGCUGAAAACCCUUCAACUGUGUCAAUAUGUCAAGGCAUUUGUGGAUAACGGAUACGACGACUUGGAAGUUUGCAAACAGAUCGGAGACCCGGACUUGGACGCCAUAGGGGUUUUCAUACCGCACCACCGACAGCGCAUUCACGACGCGGUGCAGAGGUUAAAAGAUGAAGAUAAGGAGACUGCAACUGGGCUUUAUUUCACCCUGGAGCCGAUGUCCCCGGCCUCACCUCUGUACACGAGUCGCAUGACCGAGUUCAAGCUGCGGGGCUCCAGGUCAUGGACUGAACAGAGCGGCAACAGAGCCGGGCGCGCUGUAGGGUACAUGGGUGGACCGAGGAAUCUGACUCUGGGGAACCGGAAGGAGCUGGAGAUCUACCCCAAACUGAAACUGAAGAUAAUGAUCAGGGAUAAACUCAUUAGGGACGGGAAAAACCUUGCCAUGCCGCCAUAUUCUAAUAAGGAUGGCUCUCUGGGUAAUAUAGAUGACCUGGCACAAGAGUACUCAGAGUACUACAACACAUACUUCAGUGACGUCAGCGAUCGGGUGGAGGAACUACGCAAGCGGCAAGUCUCUGAAGAGCUAGACAUGGACAAAGCAGACACCAGUUCUGGGUCUUCACAACUGCAUUCAGACCUCCAGGAGUCAUUUGGCUUCAGUAGUGAAGUUUCCACUCCAGAGAUGGAGAGAAAAAUUCCUCUGCACAAGUCCAGCUCUGAGGAUGGAUCAGGAAAAUGGGACAACAAGAAGAAAAACAAAUCCUUCUGGCAAAACUUCCGAAAGUCACAGAAAGGGGUCACAAGGCAAACGUCAAAAGGAGAGGACAUUGGAUAUGUGGCCAGUGAGAUCACUAUGAGCGAUGAAGAACGGAUCCAGCUGAUGAUGAUGGUGAAAGAGAAGAUGAUCACAGUGGAGGAAGCGCUUGCACGGUUAAAGGAGUAUGAGAGGAGCAGGCAGUUGAGCUCCAGUACAGACACAGCUGAGUGGACUGAUGGAUCCAGUCCCACUGUUAACCUCUCCUCCGCCUGUAAUUCUGUGGAGCAGUCAGAUGAUGAGCAGGAGGACUCUGUGAAGUUCAAGAGGCUUCACAAGCUAGUCAACUCAACUCGACGUGUUCGCAAGAAACUCAUCAAAGUGGAUGAUAGCAAAAGACAUGGCUCGCAAGAUUCUCUAAGUCUGGAUGGAACUUCCUUAUGUGAUGAUUCAAAUGCACUGUAUGCAGGGGUCCACAAGAAACCAGCGUUGUGCACGGACUCCUCUUUGUCCUCCCUUGUCCAAGAGCAGCUCUCUCUAGAUGGGGACACUGAUAGCCUGACCACCUCACCCUCCACCAGCAGUCUUGAGGCCUGGAAACCUGCCCACAAGUUAGUGAAGGCCCCUAGCACACAUCCCCAUGGACUAAUCCGCCCACCACGCAAAAGCAGUGCCGGGUCUGAACUGGAUGUAGCGGGAGGUAGCGGCUCCUCUUUCUCGGAGUUGGAAAGUUUGGGAGACGAAAACUCUAAAGUCUCCCGAUCAGCGACUGAUGGGGAAAUGCGAAAGGCCUUGUCAUCUCUAUCUCAUGGGAGAACAUGUAGCUUUGGAGGAUUUGAUCUGUCUAAUCGUUCCCUCCAUGUGGUCAACAUGGCCUCUGAGCCUAGCGAGCAGGAGGCUCUUUACAGGGAUGCAGUGAAAUCUCCCACAACAUCCCGCAUCUCUCUAGGGAAGAAAGUCAAGUCAGUCAAAGAGACUAUGAGGAAACACAUGUCCAAGAAAUAUACCGCGUCUCUCUCUGAACAGUCCAGUCCAGAUGGGACAACCAGUUGUCCACAGUCACCUCAGCCAGACACAGACGCUCUAGAGAAGCCCAAACUCAAAGCAGGAGGGUCUGUAGAGAGCCUGCACAGCUCCCUCAGUGGACAGAGCUCCAUGAGUGGACAGACAGUGAGCACCACAGACUCAUCAGCCAGCAAUAGAGAGAGUGUGAGGAGCGAAGAUGGUGAUGAUGAAGAGCCUCCAUACAGAGGCCCAUUCUGUGGUAGAGCACGAGUUCACACUGACUUUACACCCAGUCCGUAUGACUCAGAUUCACUCAAGCUGAAGAGAGGAGAUGUGAUUGAUAUCAUCAGUAAGCCGCCCAUGGGCACAUGGAUGGGUCUGCUUAAUAAUAAGGUGGGCACGUUUAAGUUCAUCUACGUGGAUGUGUUGGCUGAAGAAGUGGAGAAGCCCAAACGAGCAGUUCGGAGGAGGAGGAAGGGCAGGCCACCCAAACCCAGCUCUGUGGAGGAGCUACUGGAGAGAAUUAACCUGAAGGAACAUAUGCCAACGUUCCUGUUUAAUGGGUAUGAAGACCUGGACACAUUUAAGUUACUAGAGGAAGAAGAUCUAGAUGAACUCAACAUCAGAGACCCUCAACACCGAGCUGUUCUGCUGACUGCUGUAGAACUACUGCAAGAUUAUGACAGUAGCAGUGAUCCAGAGCGCAGCGCCCUCUCUGGUUCACAGGAGAAACUUCUCUGUGAGGGGCGUGGCCUCAUGGCCGACUCCCCACGGGACUCUGGUUGCUACGAAAGCAAUGAAAACCUAGAGAAUGGUAAGAGUCGUAAGGCGUCACGCCACAGUCGUGGUUCAUCUGGAUGUGAAUGUGGGGGUAACAAGUCUCCAGACUACCCCACUCUCCCUAUGACUCGAUCCACUGAAGCCCUUCAGCAACAGUCCAAGAAAGAACGCAAGUUCCCCAAGACUUUUAUCCCACGGCCCAUUAAGGGCUUUAGUCUACGAAGCCUUGGCCUCAAGAAGGGUUCCAAAGCAGGACAAACCUCGCACAUGCCAGUUAGCCGUAGCUGUGAGGAGUUGGAUGGCCCCCAGGAGACCCCUCUGUCUUGGAAGCGCUCACAUUCUCUGGGGGAUCUACACUGGGAGCAGUCUUUCGAUCAGAGGAAGGACCACCAGGUCCAGAACCAAUGUUGCAACACUCAGAGCAGCAAAGUAGAAGUAAAGGUAGAUCCUGUAAAAUCAAAACAGGAACAGGGUGCAGAUAAGUCUCUAAGUGAUACGGGCUUGGUGGGGAGGCCUACAGUUCCCAAACAGCUGCCUCUCAGUCCGGUCAGACCCUUGCCUACAGCUCAGACCUACUACUGCCAACCUGCCUCUGUCCCAACUAGACCCACUCCAAGAACUCAUCCUAAAAAGCCUCCUGUUCCACCUCCUGUGCCUGCUAAAAAAUCAAAGGAACAUCUGCCGAAUGGACUGCGCCACCCUCCACUGGUUCUGUCUGGUUCAGUGCCAAAUACACCAACUUUACCCCCAAAACCUAUACACACCCCAUCCACUCCUUCUGAGGGUGCCUCACCAACCCCAUUGUCCCCGGGUGUGCCUAGAACUCCUCCAGCUCUAAGUCCACCAUGGUUGUCUGUCCUGCCUGAAUCGGCAUGUCCUCAGAUGCAUGGAGCUAAAGUAGCCCUAAGCAGGAAGAUCUCCCAUGUCAAAAUGGUUGACCUAGAGACACUGCUGGAGGAGAGGAUGCGGUCAGAAGGGAUUUAUCUUACCGAAGAGCCGUACUCUGACAAACACGGUCGGUGUGGUAUUCCUCAGCUCUUAAUACAGAGAUACUCGGAGGACUUUCAGCAGCCAGUGAAAGACGUGGCGUCCAGUCUGGAUCAGAUCAGAGUUAAACAACUCCGCAAGGAGCACCGCAUGGCUAUUCCCUCUGGAGGUUUGACUGAAAUGUGUCGGAAGCCUGUUUCUCCCGUUCAUGUGAGCUCUGUUUCUGAUUGGCUUGUGUCAAUUGGAAUGCCUAUGUAUUGUGCCCCUCUGUUGGCUGCAGGCUUUGACACUCUGGGCCUUUUGUCAUCCUUAUCCGAGGCAAGAGUGAGAGAGGCGGGGUUAAAGGAGGAGCAUCACAUACGUAUUCUUCUCAGUGAGGCCCAUAUAGUCACAGCCAACAGCUCAGUACAGUCAUAAUACUCACAUGAGAUUUUAUAACUGCCAUGAACUUGAAUAAAUGGAUUGAACUCAGCUGCAGGUAAAGAGACAUGCUUGAAACAGCAUAUCAAGAACUCUCGGUCUUUUCUGGUGUUUUAUUAUUAUCAGCCUUCUGACACUAACAAAGAUCUGACUUCCAAGGACUGUUACUGAGGACCUGUCAACUAAUGUUUCCAUAGAAACAUCUAGAUUUGGUCUGAACUGACUGCCUGUCAGAAAAAGCACACUUUGUUUUCAGAGAAUUUAUGCUUUGAUAUGAAUUUAAAGACUGUUAAACCCCUUUCUCACUUUUUUAGAAAGUGUGAGAUUUACUUAGAAAAAAAAAAUGUAAAGGAAAAAAGUUUUUAGUGCUUAUUAAAGCUAUGAAGAGUAUGUCGCCUGGCCAAAGCAAUUUCAUUUCAUGCAGGUUUUGUUAAUAUAAUAUUACUUUUGUCUCAGAACAUAUGUAUAUUAAAUAUAUAUCAAAAGAUGUGUCCUUUUUCGUAAGUGGAGUAAAGGAUAUGUUUUUUUUUUUUUUU